AUGGGGUCAUCUGAACUCACCAAUUGCUUUUUUCUCCUCUUCUUCGGUUUGGCUUCAGUUGUUCCCGCACUGACUACAGCAAAUGUAUUUGUACGUGAUGAAGGGGCUUUACACCGGUUUCAUGACUUGAUGCCAUUGAAUGCCACCAUCAGAAGAGAGCUCAGGGGAAGGAGAUACAGAGGGCCAUGCAUGGCCACCAACGUGAUUGACAAAUGCUGGAGAUGCGACCCCAACUGGGCUAAUAACAGGCAGCGGCUGGCAGAUUGUGCCCAAGGUUUCGGCCGCGCUGCCAAGGGUGGCCAAGGUGGCCCAAUCUACGUGGUUACUGAUCCCUCGGACGAUAAUGUGGCUGAGCCAAGACCAGGCACCCUCAGGCAUGCUGUGAUCCAGAAAGGGCCACUGUGGAUCAUAUUUGCUCGAAGCAUGACAAUUACCCUUUCUCAGGAAUUGAUCAUGCAGAGUCACAAAACAAUCGACGGGCGCGGUGUCAAUGUCCACAUUGCUUAUGGCGCUGGUUUCACCAUCCAAUUUGUGCGGAAUAUCAUCAUUCAUAAUCUUCAUAUCCACGAUGUCAAAACAACAUCCGGGGGCAUGAUCAGGGACUCCGUGGAUCAUGUUGGCUUAAGGACUGCUAAUGAAGGCGAUGGAAUUAGCAUCUUUGGAGCUAGGGAUGUUUGGCUUGAUCAUCUCUCCAUGUCUAAAUGUUCUGAUGGCCUCAUCGACGCCGUCCAGGCUUCGACUGCAAUCACCAUCUCGAAUUGCCACUUUACUGAUCACGACAAGGUGUUGCUAUUCGGUGCCAGCGACGUCACCGAGGUGGAUAAGAACAUGCAGAUCACAGUUGCAUUCAACCAUUUUGGCAAGAGACUGGUACAGAGAAUGCCAAGGUGCCGAUCGGGAUUCUUCCAUCUAGUUAACAAUGACUACACCCAUUGGGAAAUGUAUGCAAUUGGUGGAAGCCAUGACGCUACAAUUAUAAGCCAGGGUAACCGUUUCAUCGCCCCUCCGCUUUCACAAUUUUUCAAAGAGGUAACGCAUAGGGAUGCUCCAGUUGCCUUGUGGAGUAAAUGGACAUGGGUGUCAGAUGGAGAUGUUUUCUUGAAUGGAGCUAGAUUUGUACCCUCUGGAAAUCCAGACGGAGCUAGGCAAUUCGCCGCUCUCGAAUUGAUCAAAGCAGCUCCGGGGACGGAAGUUUUCACGUUGACAAGAUUCUCAGGUUUUCUUGGUUGCGUGAUUGGACGGGCCUGCUAGAAACGAGAAUUGAAUAUGGAAUCUCGGAGUUCAUGAAGCUUAAGCUGUGAUUCUGAUGAGAAAACAUUUUAUCUUUUUGGUUGUGGGGGUGCGGGUGCCAAUGUAAUACACACCAAACUGGAAGAGUUUUGUCUUCGAAUUUUGGAAAAGGAAAAAAGAAAUUCAAAAUUGGGUGAGUACCAGAUUUAAACUUAAAAAUGCGGAGUGGGAAAUGAUUGAAAAGGUUUGAUAAAUUUGUAAAGAAU
Coffea eugenioides is the source of this 1496-nucleotide messenger RNA. RefSeq names its product pectate lyase-like. NCBI's taxonomy places the organism in Eukaryota, Viridiplantae, Streptophyta, Magnoliopsida, Gentianales, Rubiaceae. The record is from RefSeq and is a predicted model, not a curated record. Gene Ontology annotation, molecular function: pectate lyase activity. Bases 1 to 1251 code for a protein of 416 amino acids. The transcript is spliced from 4 exons.